UAUACCCAGAUAACUACUUUUCAUCUGACAAACAGCACCGGUGUUAUUACCGGUUGUUACUUGUUAGCGAUUAUCUUGACUAUAAACACGUUGCUUUCCUGGCUAAUAAAAUACAGUUUCUUGAUGAUCCUUUACCAGUUGUAACUGGACAAUGGCCAAAUUACUUGUUUCAUUAUGGCUUUCCUUACUAAUAAUCGCAGCUAUUCUACAUUCAGCUAUUGCAUUCCCAAAUUCUCUACGAAGCAAGCGUCAGAUUAGCGGUAAAGAACUACUAUUACGGCAAAUUUGUGCAAUCGGGGACUACACUUUUCGGCAUCCUUUUUCCUGCAGUUCAUACCUUAUAUGUGACAAAGGCUCAUUCACGGAGCUGGAUUGCCCAGGAAAUAUGAUCUACGAUGUCAAAAUCAAGGCAUGCAAUUUUAAAAGAAAGGUCAAAUGUCAGAUGAUCGAUGGUAUGUCUGAUUUUGGUGACAAUCCUUUUGAUGAUACCGUCAGCACUAUGAGCGGCUCAACUAUUUCGCCCUUUUAAUAACACUGGUCUUUAAAAAUAUGGCCAAAAUCAGGAUUAUUUUGCACUCUGUGAGGAGCACGCGGAUAACGCUUUUGCCGGCAAGCUCCAAUAUAAUUUUAUUUGGAUAAUUCAGAUCUGCGAACAAAAUUUUUUAGUAUAAUAAAGCAGCUGAUCGACGUCGAAUGAUUUUGUCACCCUGCUUGCAGUUUUGCAAAACUGAUUUCGGAUUUCCAUUCCGCGUGGAAAG
Paramacrobiotus metropolitanus is the source of this 758-nucleotide messenger RNA. RefSeq lists its product as uncharacterized. Bases 152 to 529 code for a protein of 125 amino acids. The transcript has 4 exons. The record is from RefSeq and is a predicted model, not a curated record. Gene Ontology annotation, molecular function: chitin binding. Gene Ontology annotation, cellular component: extracellular region. Lineage: Eukaryota; Metazoa; Tardigrada; Eutardigrada; Parachela; Macrobiotidae.